Molecule: messenger RNA, 831 nt
Organism: Aplysia californica (California sea hare)
Lineage: Eukaryota; Metazoa; Mollusca; Gastropoda; Aplysiida; Aplysiidae
Product: O-acyltransferase like protein-like
Exons: 8
Coding region: 1-831 (276 amino acids)
Source: RefSeq, a predicted model, not a curated record
AUGUCGACCUCAGCAAGAGACUUUGGACUUGUGUCAAGCGAUGACUGGAGGUCGGCCAGUCCACGUACGUGCAAACACAAAGGACCUGCCGUGGUUGUGGACAGCGAGUCCGAAAAGGAAACAGAUGAGAGCCUACCUCUGAUAUCUCAAGCACCCACAAAACCGCCAGGAAUCCUGCAAAACGUGCUUCUCUCCUUUUCUCUGAAAUCAAAUUGGAGCGACUUGUUCAGCGUGACGUCACACCAAAGCUCUGGCUUCCUCAGCUGCCUUGAUGGGGUGCGAGUCUUGUCCCUGUACUGGAUCAUAUAUGAACACGUUAUAAAAUAUACCGCAAACUACGCAGAAAACAUGCUGCAAGCUUUACAGACACAAGUAACAACUUUGAUAUUUCCGUUCGCGACCAAUGGUUCUUAUUCGUGUGAUACGUUCUUAACUAUAAGGCUCACACCUUUGUUGUUCCUGACGUUCAUUUUGUACUGGAAGUCCUUCCCAUCGUGGUUUGCUCAGGGCCCAAUGUCUAGCUCUCAAUACACCUUCGACCUGCGCUGCGAAAACUCGUGGUGGCACAGCAUUCUCUACAUCAACAACUACCUGGGAGGGUGCUACGGGCUGACGUGGUAUCUGGCAGUGGACAUGCAGCUUUAUUUGGUCAGCCCGAUCUUCCUUUACGCUUUGUACAGAAAGCCUGCGGUCGGCCUUUCUCUUUUAGGCAUAUGCACCGUUGCCUCAAUUUCGUACACAGCUUACAUUGCUUAUGUGGAUAAUAUAGCAAAUGAAUUGUUGAUAAUGGACCAUCCCAAAGCAAGAAAUGGCGGCUCUUCGGCUGGAUGA